GCCGGGCGGAAGGCCGCGUCCCGAGCAGCCGCCGCCCGCCGCGGGCUGUGUGAUGCGAGGCGGGCGCGCCACUUACCCGCCGCGAAGGGUUUACGUAGCGGACUCGUCACUGAUUACGGACGGGAGGAGGUGGGGACGCAGAGCCCGACGGCCGCCGCCCAGGCAACCCGGCGGAUGCGGCCCCCACGUCGCGCCCACGUCAGCUCUGAUGCGGUCGCCGCGGCCUCUCCGCCGACGCGAACAGAAAGCAGCGCAAGGCAGCCGAGCCGACUGCGGCCGCGAGCCCCGCCCUCCCCUCCCCCACGCCGACCGCCUGCCUCGCUAGGAAAAGUUGCAGGCUCGAACCCUCUGCCCCCUGCUGGCCGUCCGUGGGAUUGCAGAGAAAUGUUAUGCAACAUAAUUGGUGCCCAAACCAAUACUGACAGAAGCAAAGAUGAGCUGAAGAGAAGCAUCGGCACGGGCCUGCGGUACAGGAUAAGACAUCCAACUGAUGCUAAUAAUCUUUGAUGGUGGAACAUUCAUGAGACAAUCACAAUGUGACCUUUCCCCGUGUCUCAGGAGAUGGUUUGCCUCUUUCCCAUCAUGCCAAUUUAUGCUCCCCACGAUGGUUAAUAAAGCGUGUACCUUGGGCCAGCC
Messenger RNA from Mastomys coucha (southern multimammate mouse), 636 nucleotides. Its product is annotated as myb-related transcription factor, partner of profilin-like. Lineage: Eukaryota; Metazoa; Chordata; Mammalia; Rodentia; Muridae. The record is from RefSeq and is a predicted model, not a curated record. The transcript is spliced from 2 exons. The coding region runs from base 175 to 507 and encodes 110 amino acids.